AUGGGACUGUUUCUCGAACUAUCGUUGCUAGUGCUCACGGUGCACCUGCGUUUGACCAGCAGUGCCCCCGGCUGUUGCAAUCUGUGCUGUGAAGAACCGACGACACCAAAGCCAACGCUUCGGCCGACCGUGUUUCCUCCUGCGAUGGAAGAGGAAUGCGAUCUCGAUCUACAACCUCUGGACAGUGAUCAGCGGACGCGUGGUUUUUCAAGGGCUGGUAGAGGUGGUAGAGGAAGACCAGGUGGGGGUAGGGGACGGCCCGGUGGCGGAAGUGGACGACCAGGUGGGGGUAGUGGAAAACCUCCAAGCACUGGCGGCGGUAAGGGAGGCGGUAAUAAAGGAGGUACUGAUAAAGGAGGGACCAAUAAAGGAGGAGCUGAUAAAGGAGGGUCAAGUCAAGGUGAAAAUAUUAACAAUGCUGGACAGCAAGGAGGACCCUCUGCAGGUGGAAGUAGCGAGGGCAUGUCGAAGUGGGAUAAAGCAGCGGUUGUGAUCGGCGGUGUGAAUUCUGGAGCAAAUGUGGGAAAUUUGGGACUGGGAAUUUACGAACUUGCCAAUCAGGCAGAGGGAGAGCAAGGGGAACAGGAACAAGAGGAACAAGAGGGCGGUGCAGAACAGGGAGCGGAAGAAGAAGCAGAAGAAGGAGCCGAAGAAUAG
Molecule: messenger RNA, 657 nt
Organism: Toxorhynchites rutilus septentrionalis
Lineage: Eukaryota; Metazoa; Arthropoda; Insecta; Diptera; Culicidae
Product: keratin, type I cytoskeletal 9-like
Exons: 1
Coding region: 1-657 (218 amino acids)
Source: RefSeq, a predicted model, not a curated record